Messenger RNA from Orycteropus afer afer, 471 nucleotides. NCBI's taxonomy places the organism in Eukaryota, Metazoa, Chordata, Mammalia, Tubulidentata, Orycteropodidae. The record is from RefSeq and is a predicted model, not a curated record.
AUGGCGGCGCCGAGCGCCGGGCCCGGGCCGGGGGCGUCUGCGGGGCUCGAGGCGGCCCUGCAGAAGCUAGCGCUAAGGCGGAAAAAGGUGCUGAGUGCAGAGGAGAUGGAGCUGUAUGAGCUGGCGCAAGCGGCGGGCGGCGCCAUCGACCCCGAUGUGUUCAAGAUCCUGGUCGACCUCCUGAAGCUGAACGUGGCCCCGCUCGCCGUCUUCCAGAUGCUCAAGUCCAUGUGUGCCGGACAGAGGCUGGCGAGCGAGGCCGCCGACCCUGCGGCCCUGCCUCUCCCCGCGGCCAGCGUGUCUGAGACCCGAGGGAGAAACAAAGGCGGUGCUCCGCUCACUGGAGCCCCGGCCCUGGCAGAGCGGACCGGCCGGGAGGGGACCAGCCAGAGAAUGCCCCGACAGCCCAGUACCACCAGGCUGCCCAAGGCGGGCGGGUCUGGGAAGAGCCCCACUCGGGGUGGCACCUGA